Molecule: messenger RNA, 2325 nt
Organism: Molossus molossus (Pallas's mastiff bat)
Lineage: Eukaryota; Metazoa; Chordata; Mammalia; Chiroptera; Molossidae
Gene: ARHGEF16
Product: Rho guanine nucleotide exchange factor 16
Exons: 15
Coding region: 64-2172 (702 amino acids)
Biological process (GO): activation of GTPase activity
Molecular function (GO): protein binding; guanyl-nucleotide exchange factor activity
Source: RefSeq, a predicted model, not a curated record
AAGACCACGGUGCCUGCUCCUCGUCGUGUGAACACGUCACGGUCAGGACUGCGGCCGCCCAACAUGUCCCACCGGCACUCGGACAGCUCGCUGGAGGACAAGCUGCUGGAAAGCCGCUUCCACUCCGAGCUGCGGCUGGAUGCCCAGGGGAACCCCGAGUCCGGGCUCCCCUUGGUCCGGGGGCCCCUGCAGGGCAGGAGCAAUGCCGUCUUCCAGCAUGACACCCCGGAACCCCAGCCUUCGCCCCCCGAGGACAGGGGGCCGCGGACUGUCAUCCUGAGCACGCAGAGCCCCGUGGCCCUCAAGAAGGGCACCGAGCAGCUGAUCCCCCGGAGCCUGGCCGUGUCCAGCAAGACCAAGACCCCGGCCCGCCACCAGAGCUUCGGGGCAGCCGUGCUCACCAAGGAGGCCGCCCGGCGGGACCCCCGGCUCCUCGCGGCCCCCAGCUUCUCCCUGGACGACAUGGACGUGGGCCCGGGGGGGACGCUGACGCGGAACCUGAGAAGCCAGUCUUACCGAGCGGCCAUGAAGGGCCUGGGGGUGCAGGGUGGCGAGGUGGCCCCCGUUCAUCUCAGCCCCAAGCUCCACGCUCUGGCCGAGGAGUCCACCCAGCCUCCAGCUCGGAAUGCGGCCAAAAAUAAGAAGAUACUGAGCCGGAAACGCGCACACAAGGGCUCCUUCAAGGACGACCCCCGGUUCUAUCAGGAGAUCCGGGAGCGGGGCCUGAACACCAGCCAGGAGUCUGACGACGACUUGCUGGACGAGCCCGAGGGAACACGGAAGGUGGACACCCCCAUCGUGGUCAAGAACUACCGGGCCCCCCAGGUCACCUGGAGCCAGCUCCCGGAGGUGGUGGAGUCGGGCAUCCUGGACACACUGCCCGCCGAGGAGCGCAAAAGGCAGGAGGCCAUUUUCGAGAUCCUCACGUCCGAGUUCUCCUACCAGCACAGCCUGGGCAUCCUGGUGGCCGAGUUCCUGCAGUCCCGGGAGCUGCGGGCCACUAUGACCCAGACGGAGCACCACCACCUCUUCUCCAACAUCCUGGACGUGCAGAGCGCCAGUCAGAAGUUCUUUGAGGACCUGGAGCGGCGGCACAAGGCGCAGGUGUGCGUGGAGGACAUCAGUGACAUCCUGGAGGAGCACGCUGAGAGGCACUUCCACCCCUACGUGGCCUACUGCUCCAACGAGGUGUACCAGCAGCGUGCCCUGCAGAAGCUGACCAGCAGCAACGCCGCCUUCCGAGAUGUCCUCCGGGAGAUCGAGAAGCGGCCGGCGUGCGGCGGCCUCCCCAUGAUCUCCUUCCUGAUUCUGCCCAUGCAGAGGGUGACCCGGCUGCCCCUCCUGACCGACACGCUCUGCCUCAAGACCCAGGGCCACCCCGAGAGGUACAAGGCUGCCAGCCGCGCGCUGAAGGCCAUCAGCAAGCUGGUGAAGCAGUGCAACGAGGGGGCCCACAAGAUGGAGCGCACGGAGCAGCUGUACACGCUGCACACGCAGCUGGACUUCAGCAAGGUCAAGUCCCUCCCGCUGAUCUCUGCCUCCCGCUGGCUGCUGAAGCGCGGGGAGCUCUUUGUGGCGGAAGAGCCCGGGCUUUUCCGGAAGCUCGCCAGCCGGCCCACCUGGCACCUGUUCCUGUUCAACGACGUCCUGGUGGUCACCAGGAAGAAGAGUGAGGACAGCUUUGUGGUCCAGGACUAUGCCCAGGUGGACCACAUCCAGGUGCAGAAGGUGGAGGCCACGGAGCCCUCUCUGCCGGGGGGCAACCGCAGCUCGUCCGUGCCACACCCCUUCCAGGUGACCCUGCUGCACAACAGCGAGGGCCGUGAGGAGAGCUUCCUGCUGUCCUCCGACUCCGCGAGUGACCGGGCCCGGUGGAUCACGGCGCUGACGCACAGGGAGCAGCAGGGGCGCGGCCCCAGGAACAAGGGAGACCUGCCCCAGGUGGAGACCGUCAAGGCCUACUUCGCCAAGCAGGCGGACGAACUCUCACUGCAGCAGGCGGACGUGGUCCUGGUGCUGCAGCAGGAGGACGGAUGGUUCUAUGGCGAGAGGCUGCGGGAUGGAGAGACGGGUUGGUUUCCUGAGGACUUUGCCCGGUGCAUCACCAACCGCGUGGCCGUGGAGGGCAACGUGCGCAGGAUGGAGCGUCUGCGGGUGGAGACAGACGUGUAGCUCGUUCUGCUGGGACCUCGCCAGGCAGCUGCUGUGCCAGGCUUCAGGGGGCACAGUGGGCUUGUCCCAGGAGCCCGAACCAUCCCGGACCUGCCCACGGACCCGUGGGCUGCAGCAGGGGCUCUGGACAAGCUUGGGGAGCCAGCCUGGGCC